CUUGGUCGUGCUGGCCUUGGCCAGUCACCGACUCACCGCGGCCUGGUCAGCAUAUGUAGAGCCGACGACAAAGUACAAUGAUAUGAUGGAGCCAAUUAGUUAGUUAAAGAUGAAAUAUAAAACAAUGGCGACGCGCAAAUGUUGUCGUGCCGUCGCUGUCAGACCUCGCUAAGCUCCAUCAGGUAGAAACAAGGCACAGGCUGCAUUGAGUGCAAAUGCAAAUCAUUUGACGGCUGUUUCACUGAUAUCUCAUUACUGAAGUUGCUCAAGUAUAUUGCUGCCUCAUUGGUUGUCGUGAUCUGAAAGCUAAUUUCACCCUGAUCUGUUAACAUUAAAUCCAAUUAUGAUAAUAUCUGAAUGGUCCUCUUUGUCUAUGGAGAUGAUCACUAUGCUCUGUCUCCAAAACUGCGCCACUAGGAGAAGAAACUGUUUAUGACCAACACAUAGAUUUUAAAUAGGAAUAUAAUCUCCACUGGUGCUGUACAACUGCAAAACAUAUCUCUAAUACUAUUGUAUGAUUGUAUCAUAAGUUCAUAACAUGUUGUGACUGCACUGGCGGGAAAACCUAUUCCAGAAUUCACCAUAGAAGAUUUAGAUAAAAUAUAUUUGAUUCAAGUAUAAUUGAAGCUAAAUACCAUUUGUGUAGAUUUUAAGGUGUCCUUAAAAUUAAAAUAUAAACAGAACUAGUGUAAUCCGAAUAUUUCCCUUUGCAGCCAAAAUCUGUCCUAUUCAUGAAGUAUCUUUUGUGUCAAGCUAGUAUUGAAUCUAUUGUGUUCUGCAUAAUUUACUCAACCAGAUGGUUUGAAUUUUGUACAGGAAAAUAUGCCAUGCUGCGCUGCUGGAUGAAAGCGUUCUUCCAUUUUGUACUUUCUUCUCUGUAUCGUGUGAUUUUCUUGCUUUGUCUUAUUUACUUUCCUCACUCCCUUAUUCUUCUACAGCUUAUUCCCUUAUUCUUGAACUGCACAAGAUGCCGGCUGGUGUCCUGUACACAUGCUUGGUUAAAUAUAUCAGAUCCUUGUUAUGGAGAAAAGUACUUUAUCAGAAAAAUAAUGCUGCUUGGAUGGUAUCGUCAAAUACUCCUUGCAGUCAGACACUGUAUCUUUUGGAUGUAUUGAUAUGUGCACAGUUUGUUGUGGAUCACAAGAAUCAUUUUUGGGUACCGGAAUAAUCUGUAUUAUACUAAUUGUUUUUGACAUUUCAGUUUCUAUACAGCUGUUGACAGGUUUUCCACGAAAGCUUGUGGAACCCAAGCCUAGGAUCAAUGCUACAAUUUUGUCAACCUAUCAAAAGUCAUAGCUUUCAAGGUCAGCUUAUAUAUAUAUUGCACGGGUUAUGAACCCACCCAUAUACGCUUCUACAAUAGAACCCUAGCUUUAUACACUUGAACCAUGAGUUCUGUUUCCAGAUUAUCAACUGUAGAAGUAAUGAGAGUAGCAGGAGAAAGGUUCAUCCAAUUCUCUUCCCAAAAGUAUGCCGAUGACUCCAUACCUAAACAUGUUUUAGGCUGUGCUCCCCUAGGUCUCUCAGACCAGGAAGUCAAAGAGGUUGAGCUUGCACACCUUCUUUUAGCUUUUGCAGAUAAGGUUGGAAAGCAACAAUAUGAUAGGGCGAGAAAACUGCAGAAUCUAUGCCAUUUCCUAUCUUCCAGCACUGGAAAUACUGUUCAGAGAGUUGUUUAUUAUUUUUCUAAAGCUCUUCGAGAAAGGACAGAUAGGGAAACUGGGAGAAACACAUCUAAGGGCUCAGAAAGUAAGGAUUUACUUGCAAUGCAUUUAGAAAGGACAAUGGCUUGUUGUCCUGCUUUCUUUGCUUGUUUCCUCGAACUUCCCUUCUAUCAAGUAACUCAGUUUGCCGGGAUCCAAGCAAUUGUGGAAAGUGUAGCAUCGGCCAAAAGAGUUCAUUUCAUUGACCUUGAGAUCAGAAGUGGGGGGCACUGCAUAGUGUUGAUGCAAGCUCUUGCGUCAAGAUAUGAACAACCAAUUGAGAUGCUAAAAGUUACUGCAGUUGGAAGUGGAACUGCAUCAAGACAAAAGCUAGAGGACACCGGCAAAAGGUUGGCUCAGUUUGCUGAGGCAUUACAUUUGCCCUUUUCCUUUAAAAUAGCAACGGUUACAGACAUCAACAACCUCAAUGAAGAUGCCUUCGAGUCUGAGGAUGGUGAAGCAACUGCAGUCUACUGUUGUCUAAUGCGAAGCAGCAUGAGGACCCUACCUGAUUGCUUGGAAUCUGCAAUAACAGAGCUCAGAAAGCUCAAUCCAUGUCUAAUGGUGAUCACAGAAAUCGAAGCAAAUCUCUAUUCACCAGUUUUUGAAGACCGUUUCAAUGAAGCGGUCUUCUACUAUAGUGCUUAUUUUGAUUGCCUUGAUGUCUGUAUGGAUAAUUCCAGUCCAUACAGGAGGGAAUUGGAAGAGACUUUUUUGGCGCAACAGAUUACAAAUAUUAUAGCAAGUGAAGAAGAGAGGAUAUUCAGGCACAUGAAGAUUGAUGUUUGGAGGAGUUUGUUUGCAAAGUUUGGAAUGGUGGAAGCGGAGCUUAGCUUGUCAUCGUUGUACCAAGCAGACCUUACUGCUAAGCAAUUUGCAUGUGGGAAAUCAUGCACAUUGGAUAUGAAUGGGAAAUGCCUCACCAUUGGAUGGAAAGGAACAACAAUUCUCUCUCUUUCUGCUUGGAAGUUCCAUGCAGCCUAAGACUUCUAAAUAUCUCAUGUAAUGAACAUUUUGGGAAGAGCAUGCAAUUGAAGAUGAGCAGAAAUAUUUUUCUUUUUCGGGUUUUCUUUUGUAAUAUGUUUUUUUUCCCCUUUCCUUUUUGUAAAGCUUGCAGAUUCUUGACAUGUACGUUGUCCCAGCUUUACCAUCCAUUAUCUGAUCAUAACCUUCAAUUGGUAAU
Rosa rugosa (rugosa rose) is the source of this 2886-nucleotide messenger RNA. RefSeq names its product DELLA protein GAI1-like. Lineage: Eukaryota; Viridiplantae; Streptophyta; Magnoliopsida; Rosales; Rosaceae. Gene Ontology annotation, cellular component: nucleus. Gene Ontology annotation, biological process: regulation of DNA-templated transcription. Bases 1389 to 2687 code for a protein of 432 amino acids. Gene Ontology annotation, molecular function: sequence-specific DNA binding; DNA-binding transcription factor activity. The transcript is spliced from 2 exons. The record is from RefSeq and is a predicted model, not a curated record.